This is a messenger RNA of Symbiodinium natans, 1176 nucleotides long. NCBI's taxonomy places the organism in Eukaryota, Dinophyceae, Suessiales, Symbiodiniaceae. The record is from the annotation of a GenBank genome assembly.
AUGCUCCUGGACAACUUCCGGGGCGCCGAGCUCAAGGACCCGGUGAUGGACUACCUUCUCUACUCCCGUUUGGGCCCGCGCGUGGUCCGCAUGAGGCCUCUGGGGGCCGAGGACCCCAGCCACCGUGAGACUCGCCACGAGAAGCACGAGGCGGCGCACGUGGUCAUCGUGGGCGGUGGCCUCGCGGGCGUCAGCGCGGCCAUUGAAGCGGUGAAGGCGAAGGCGACGGUGACGCUGAUCGAGAAGGAGAAGGACCUUGGGGGCAACUCGGCCAAGGCCACCAGUGGCAUCAACGCUUGCGGCACCCGCGUUCAGAAGAGCUGCGGCGUGAGCGAUGAUGCCCGCUGGCUGGAGAGAGACACCUUCGUCAGCGCCCAGGGCGGUACGUCCGACCUGGGCUGUGUGAGCAUGCUGGCCUCCAAGAGCGCCGAGGCUAUCCAUUGGCUCAUCGAUGAGCUGGGCAUUCCUCUCACGGAGCUCUCCCAGCUGGGUGGCCACGCCAAGAAGCGGACGCAUCGCUGUCCCCCGAAGGCGGACGGGACGCCCGUGCCUGUGGGCUACACCAUCAUGCAGCACGCCCGUGCGGCCGCCCAGGCCAUCCCUGGUGUGGAGGUGAAGACCUCCUGCACCAUGAAGAAGCUGGUCGAAAACAGCCUAGCGGAUGGGUCGAAGGAGGUCGUGGGCGUGGAGUACUUGGACGGGGAAGGUGCCCUGCACACGUUGAUGUGCGACGCCGUGAUUCUGACAACCGGGGGCUUCGGUUUUGAUCAUAGCACCGGGAGCCUGAUGCAGCAGUACCGACCCGACCUUGUCGGAGUUCCCACGACCAACGGCUCCUUUGCGACUGGGGACGGCAUGAGAUUCGGCGCGGAGGUGGGUGCGAGCCUCAUCGACAUGGAUAAGGUUCAGCUCCAUCCUACAGCCUUGAUCGACCCCAAGGACCCCAGCGCCCACACCAAGUACCUGGGCCCUGAAGCGCUCCGUGGCAGCGGGGGCAUCCUCCUGGAUCAGAAGGGCCAGAGGUUUGUGAACGAGCUGGACUUGAGGAGCGUGGUCUCCAAUAAGAUCCUGGAGCACUGCGAUCCCUUGGAGCUCCCGGACGGGUCGAAGGGAAGGCCCUGGUCCUGGUGCGUUAUGAACGAGGAGUCCCAGGAGCCCUUCAAGGGAUUCUUUUGA